CACAUGAUUUUUAUUCUCCGAAUAUGUCAUUGAAGUAUAAAACUAAUUUGGUUAAUGGUUCAUAGAAUAUCUCUAUCAAUUGCGUUAUCAGUGGCUGUUGGCCAAGAAUUGAGUAAUGACAUCGAGGGGAAGAUGAUUGAAUUCAAGGUCAAUGUACUACGUAUGAUUUGUUUAAUGACAGGUUACACUUAUCAUUUCACUAUUGUGAACUUUACUCAAAAUUCAUUACACGUGCUUCACUAUCGUUAUGUCAGCACUGAUAUGGUUGACAGGAGCUGUUUGCCCAUCAAUGCGAGCUUAUCCAUCAGCCUUAGUAUGAUUCAAGAUUCCAACUGUGUUAAAUAAGAAGAAAAGAAGAGAAGUAUCAUAACUCUACUAUGUUCUGUACAAAAUGCAGAGACUUGCGACCAACUAUCGCCAACGAAUUGAAACUCGAAGAAUUUCGAAUCGAGGGAAACAUUCGACGAAUUGAUUGUACAGUGUGUAAAACUUUCAUCGGCAUUAUUGAGAAUAAUAAAAUGAUAAAUCUUGAUGAAAUUGUAGAUAGAAGUGUUGACGGUUGGAAACAGGUUGAAACCAAUCGGGAACACAUAAUUUAUUAUGUACUGAGUCAAAUAGUUUAUCCGGAAAUUGAUACACCGAGGGAGGAAGAAUUGGAAUCGUUGUAUGAUUUUGCUGACUGGUGUGACCAUGUAUUUUUACGGUGGCUGAAUGGACAGCCUGUUGGUUUUUACACGAUUAAGCCGAAAG
Molecule: messenger RNA, 750 nt
Organism: Diachasma alloeum
Lineage: Eukaryota; Metazoa; Arthropoda; Insecta; Hymenoptera; Braconidae
Source: RefSeq, a predicted model, not a curated record